Messenger RNA from Monascus purpureus, 1038 nucleotides. The record is from the annotation of a GenBank genome assembly. Lineage: Eukaryota; Fungi; Ascomycota; Eurotiomycetes; Eurotiales; Aspergillaceae.
AUGGCCCCCGCAGCCAUCGUCUCCUCCAUGACACCAACACCACCCGUGGUGGUUGGCCCUGCAACCAAGAAGGCCACACGUCCAACAGACAAGCUACCCCAGUCCCUAAUCGAUGGGGCCCGUCUCACCGAGAAGCAGUCAUUCGAUCCCAAGAAGCACUUGGACUUCCAGCCCCCAGAGAAGAUCUAUACCAUGAAAGAGAUCGGUCUGGAGGGCCAUGGAAUUUCCCCCAAUGCGGUCUCGGAGCCGUUUCCCCUUUUUACCGAGGAGGCAAUCAAGCAGAUGAGAGCGGAGAUAUUCAGUGAAGCGGUGCUGGAGAAUUGCCAGUACACUUCGACCUUUAUUAGGAAUAUGGUUCGGGGGAUGGGGCCUGUACGAGCUCCGUUUACCUAUGAUGCCUGGUAUUCCCCCGAGGUCAUUGCGAGGGUCUCAGAGGUUGCGGGCGUGGAGCUGGUCCCCUCGUUUGACUUUGAGAUCGCCAACAUCAACAUUUCUAUCAACGACCAGAACAUUCAGCUGGGUGUCUACGAAGACAAGCCGGAUCAUGACCGGACAUCUGCCGUUGCGUGGCACUAUGAUAGCUUCCCCUUUGUUUGCGUGACGAUGCUGUCUGAUUGCACCGGUAUGGUUGGCGGGGAGACUGCACUGAGGAAGCCCGAUGGGGAGAUUAUGAAAGUUCGCGGACCAACCAUGGGCACCGCUGUGGUAAUGCAAGGCAGAUACAUCGAGCACCAGGCCCUGAAAGCACACGGAGGCCGCGAGCGCAUCACCAUGGUCACUUGCUUCCGGCCCAAAUCCCCCUUCAUCAAGGACGAGACUGUCCUCACGGGCGUUCGGGGAAUCAGUAACGUAGAUGAGAUGUACACGCAAUACACGAUAUAUCGGCUAGAGAUACUCGAAGAGCGUAUCCGGGAUCGACUGAAGACGGAGAGACGACGUGAGCUGACGAAGCACUCGUUCGAUGUUGCUGAGGCUAGGAGCUUUUUGUUGGAGCAGAAGAAGUUCCUGGACGCUAUGUUGACUGAAAUUAUUGAGUAG